CCGUAGCUUCCGGGUGGAAGCUGUUGCGCACUACUUAGUUGGUCCCCGUUUACCUGCCCGCCCGGGAUGGCCCCCAAAGUCUCGGACUCUGUGGAACAGCUCCGCGCUGCCGGCAACCAGAACUUCCGCAAUGGCCAGUACGGCGAGGCCUCGGCGCUGUACGAGCGCGCACUGCGGCUGCUGCAGGCGCGAGGUAGGAACCCGCCCCACGUUUCCCUCCGGGCCUGCGUCCUCAACCCGCAUCCCCCGCACCGGGCCUCACGUUGGCCCAGCCUUCCUGGUUCUCCCUUCCCCGCGUCCAACCGACGCACCAGGCCCUCCCAGGGCUUGAUCCCGCGCUUCUUUCCGUCCCUGGCCGCCUAGCCGCGAUCCCGUCUAUCAUCACCAACCCCCCCAUCCCUCAGGCCGGUCGGCUGCGGGCCUUAAGGGCACGCAUCCGUUGCUUCCACCCGGAAGCUGUUGCGCGCUACUCAGCGGGGAACGGAGGUGGUCCCUGUUUGCCGGCCUCCCGGGAUGGCCCCCAAACUCUCAGACUCUGUGGAAGAGCUCCGCGCUGCCGGCAACCAGAGUUUCCGCAACGGCCAGUACGCCGAGGCUUCGGCGCUGUACGAGCGCGCGCUGCGACUGCUGCAGGCGCGAGGUUCUGCAGACCCAGAAGAAGAAAGUGUUCUGUACUCCAACCGUGCAGCGUGCUACUUGAAGGAUGGGAACUGCACAGACUGCAUCAGAGAUUGCACUUCAGCGCUGGCCUUGGUUCCCUUCAGCAUCAAGCCCUUGCUUCGAAGAGCAUCUGCCUAUGAAGCCCUGGAGAAGUACUCCCUGGCCUAUGUCGACUAUAAGACUGUGCUGCAGAUUGAUAACAGUGUGGCAUCAGCUCUGGAAGGCAUCAACAGAAUAACCAGAGCACUCAUGGACUCCCUGGGACCUGAGUGGCGCCUGAAGCUGCCCCCUAUCCCUGUGGUGCCUGUUUCAGCCCAGAAGAGAUGGAAUUCCUUGCCUUCAGAGAACCACAAAGAGACAGCUAAAACUAAAUCCAAAGAAACCACAGCUAUAAAGAGCAGAGUGCCUUCUGCUGGGGAUGUGGAGAGAGCCAGAGUUCUGAAGGAAGAAGGCAAUGAGCUUGUAAAGAAGGGCAGCCACAAGAAAGCUAUUGACAAGUACAGUGAAAGCCUCUUGUUUAGUAGCCUGGAGUCUGCCACAUACAGCAACAGAGCGCUCUGUCAUCUAGUCCUGAAGCAGUACAAGGAGGCCGUAAAGGACUGCACAGAAGCCCUCAAGCUGGAUGGGAAGAAUGUGAAGGCAUUUUACAGACGGGCGCAAGCUUACAAGGCUCUCAAGGACUAUAAAUCCAGCCUUGCAGAUAUUAGCAGCCUCCUACAGAUUGAGCCCAGGAACGUCCCUGCACAGAAGUUACAGCAGGAAGUCAACCAGAGCAUGCACUAGACCAUGAGAGGGCAACAAGAACCCUUUACUUGACCUUCCCAGAGAAGCUAGGGCCUCCCCGCAUCUGCCCCCAACACUCAGCAUGCCGCCAAGGGAGUGCAAAAAUCAACCCCACUUUGACUCCUUGGAGAGGUAGCAGCCUUCCACCUGAGAAGUUCUGCUUGUCAGAUUAAGUCCAUUACAGACAAGCACAGGACUCUUUCUCUUUUUUUUUUUUUUUUCUUUUUUUUCCAAAAAGGUCCCCACUAGAGUUUUGGGGGUGUUUUGUUUUGUUUUUAAGUGUGAAGCCACAGCUCUGGCCUCAUCUGCUUGCUUUUGCCUGGCCCUUGUCAACAAAGUACUUGGCAACUAUCCCUGACCCAGAUCUGCACAGACUUCCUGUGGCUUCCUCGGACACCAUGCCUCUGCAGUUCACCUGAGCUGGCAGAGUAGCGUUGACAGGCUAAAAGUGCUUGCUUAUCUACACCCACAGCAGCCUGUUGAGCUGGUUCUCCAAGGCUGCCAUCUCCCCAAGGGUACAGCUGCUAUCUGCACCCCAUCCUUGGCAGUGUCCUGUGUUGAGCCCCAGUGCCUUUAGUCCAGGCCCUUUGUGGGAAGGCAGAGCCUAAUCCUUGGAGGCUCUGUGCUGUUGCCUUCUGUGUGAGCUACCUACGAUGUUCAAAGAGCCCAUAUUCCUCGUGGGAUGGGGAGAGAGGCCUCCUUGAGAUUAGUGUCCCUCCAGUCUGAGCAGGAACUUAACCUUUUCCCCCCAGUAGCAGCCCCUCAGGCUUCUUUGUUUUGUUUUGUUAAUAUGUUGAAGUUAAUUAAACUGAUUUUAUUGAAGUGUGUGUUGUUGUUGCAUUAAAAGGUUUUCUUCUAUA
Molecule: messenger RNA, 2303 nt
Organism: Mastomys coucha (southern multimammate mouse)
Lineage: Eukaryota; Metazoa; Chordata; Mammalia; Rodentia; Muridae
Gene: Tomm34
Product: translocase of outer mitochondrial membrane 34
Exons: 7
Coding region: 514-1443 (309 amino acids)
Cellular component (GO): cytosol; mitochondrion
Molecular function (GO): heat shock protein binding
Source: RefSeq, a predicted model, not a curated record